UGAACUUUAUUUUCUCUGACUUUGGACAAAAUUAUAACCCGAUCGAUCCGCAAUCUGCCCCCGCCGUCUACAUAUAUUUUCCGCGGCCGAUUCCCUCUCUUUUUUUCGCUCUCGGUCGCUGGUCAAUUUUUCCGACGCCGGAGCGCCUCGAUCGCGCCUUCACCGGACAGAUUGAAACUCUGUGUGUGAUGUAGGGGGGGACUCCCGCACCGCGCGCUUUCUCCACCGCUCCUCCACUCUUCCACUCUCUCCUUCACUUCUCCACCAACACUCCUCCUCCUGCUUCUCAACACUCCUAACAUCCAUCUAUCCAAGCUUCUCCUCCACGGUUCUCCUCGGCUCCUUGUCUGGUGCGCUCCGGCAACUCCUCGCGCUCUCAUCACGUGCGGAGCAAGGGGUUAGCUCACCCCUACCUACUACCUAAACCACCCACCCCUACCUCCUCCUCCUCCUCCUCCUCCUCUUACUUCUCCUCAUCUUCCUCCACGCGCCCUGUCCCGCAAAGCGCCGCGCUCAGACUUGGCAGAAGGGGGCACGCCGGGAAAGAACCUGUAUGGUGGGCGACAUUUGUUUUUUUCUUUCAUUCCUAAAGUUUUUAAAGUAGGACAGGGAACAGGGGUAUUGUUUGAUAUAAUGCCUCUAGCUGUAGUUGUUUCUUUACCGUGCCUUCUCGUGUAGCGCGUGGUCAGCGGUGGUGCUUGUAGAUGACCGUGCAUGACAUGAAUCUUUUCGACACUGGACGCAACCAAUGCAACUUGUGUGUCAGCUGAUUUUCUGUGGUUUCCAGUCGGUGCUCUGGGGGGCAAAUCCUACCCGCAACCAAAGAGGAAACAGCGCCAGAAUAAUUUCUUAUCGCGGAGCAGCAGAAAUUCAUUUGAUAUUCUUAACGGAUCCAAAGACAUCCCGCGAUUCCCAGUCCGGUUCAGGAAGGGCUCCGCGUUCCGUCUCGGGCUUCGGCCCGCGGUUUCCACCUGAGGCACCCCCACUCCGGAAAUCCGGUGCAGUGGAGGCAUGGACUGUAACUGUGUUAGUGACCUGCUGCUCACUCCACCUGUCCCAGCCCUCUGGACACCAGGCUUCGCCUUCCCAGAUUGGGCCUAUAAGCCGGAGUCUAGCCCUGGCUCCAGGCAGAUCCAGCUGUGGCAUUUCAUCCUGGAGCUGCUGCAGAAGGAAGAGUACCAGGGGGUGAUUGCCUGGCAGGGAGACUAUGGCGAGUUCGUGAUCAAAGACCCGGAUGAAGUGGCAAGGCUGUGGGGCAUUAGGAAAUGCAAGCCUCACAUGAACUACGACAAGCUAAGCCGUGCGCUAAGGUACUACUACAACAAGCGCAUUUUGCACAAAACUAAAGGAAAGCGCUUUACCUACAAAUUUAACUUCAGUAAGGUGGUUCUGGUCAACUACCCGCUUUUGGACAUGGCCAGCUCUCCGUUCCUGCUGGCCCAAAACCACUUCAAUGGAGGAGCGGCCACCCCAGACUGCAGCCCUGUCACACCUGAGGCCCUGCAGUCUUUAUUCCCCCGUUUGCCUGACUCUGGUCGAGGGACGUCUCUGUUUGACCGCGGUGCGGGGGCCCCGGGGCCAGAAGGGGAUAAGCUGAGGCUGGACACUUUCCCUUUCCUCGGCUCAGGAACCCCUUGUUACUCUAAACCUCCAUCCAUGUUGGGUCCUUACCCCCGUAACCCUGCUUUCGACUACUCAUGGGGCUUCAACCCUUACCUCCCUGGAGCUUUCUCGCUAAACAACUGUCCCAAACUGCCCCCGGGCUCCCUGUACCCCUCACACUUCUACCCCAACCCACUCCAGUCGGGCCUGUCCCAGCUGCCCCAUCCCUUCUCUUCUCUACUGCCCCCUGGAGACACAGCUGGAGCAGAGCGGGGUCAAUCUGGAGGAACCACCAACGGCUCAGCAGGCAGUCAGCCCCCACGACUCUGCAUCCCACCCUACCCGGGUAGCCUGCUGCAAGGCCGGACCGAGCUGGGCAACCUGGUCCCAGGCCUUGGUGAGAGGGAGAGGGGGGAGGCCAACAACAACGUUUUGGGAUCAGGUGGAGGAGGAGGGAUUGGGAUGGGAUUGGGAUUGGGCCUCGGUCUAGGAGGACUGGGCCUUGGAACAGGAGGGGGAGGCCGGCAGAGCCCGUCUGACCGACGUGGGGGCGUCAAACAGGACCCAGAAUCAGACUCAGAGCUGGAAAUCACUGACCUGAGCGACUGCAGUUCCGAGAACGAGAACGAGCCGGACUUCCCCUUGGCCAAAGAGCCCAGGCUGGGCGGGCGGCCCCACGUGCUGGAAGCCAAGACUGGGGGCCUGGCAGGGACCCUACCCCCUCUCUCUUCACUUCCUCCACCUGUAUCUCCACAUCCACUCAAAAGCCUGGUACCCCUCACUCCUCCGCCUCCAUCCCUCCCCCCGUCCCUCUCUCCCUCCCUCACUCUGGUUGACCGGCACAGAGAAACAGACUCUCUCAAACUUGCUCAUAGUUAAUGUGCUCUGUAUUCAGUACCCAUUCCAGCUACAACAAGCACUCCCUGCCUCUUCCUCUUUGUCCUUGUAUUUAUUAAUCUGGCAAAUUUAUGCUUUUUUAAAUUUGCUUUAAAAUUUGAUAUCUGGUCUUCAGUAUAUUAUCACUGGCAUCCGAAAAACCUUCUACCUCCAUUUCGCCAUUUUUCACUUUUUGACAAAGUCCUUAUAUUGUGCCAAACAGACUAGACCUGUCACAAUAAUAACAUAAUUGACUUAUCAUAAUAAUUUGAGAUUUAUUAAUAUAACAUGAACAAUGCGGUAUGUUUAAGAACAGUGGGUUUACUUUAUGCUUAAAAAUAUAUAUAUUCUUAAUUAAUAAUAGUCCAUUGCUAUU
Molecule: messenger RNA, 2854 nt
Organism: Astyanax mexicanus (Mexican tetra)
Lineage: Eukaryota; Metazoa; Chordata; Actinopteri; Characiformes; Acestrorhamphidae
Gene: erfl1
Product: Ets2 repressor factor like 1
Exons: 7
Coding region: 1012-2481 (489 amino acids)
Biological process (GO): cell differentiation; regulation of transcription by RNA polymerase II
Cellular component (GO): nucleus
Molecular function (GO): sequence-specific DNA binding; DNA-binding transcription factor activity, RNA polymerase II-specific
Source: RefSeq, a predicted model, not a curated record